Messenger RNA from Solea senegalensis (Senegalese sole), 1776 nucleotides. RefSeq names its product rhotekin-like. Lineage: Eukaryota; Metazoa; Chordata; Actinopteri; Pleuronectiformes; Soleidae. Gene Ontology annotation, cellular component: actomyosin contractile ring. The transcript has 12 exons. Bases 119 to 1537 code for a protein of 472 amino acids. The record is from RefSeq and is a predicted model, not a curated record. Gene Ontology annotation, biological process: actomyosin contractile ring assembly; mitotic cytokinesis; septin ring organization.
UAACUGACUGCUCUAUCUGCUGGUCCACUCUCAACACUUGUCGUCUGCUGUUGGAUUAGUCAGUUCAAUCACUGCACGGAGACGAGAGCAGAGCUCUGAGGAACAGUGGAGACAGAACAUGGAUGAAAACACACAGGACAAAGAGGUGAUGAAGCGGAUUGAGAGGGAGGUGAGGAUGCAGGAAGGGGCCAGUAAGCUCCUGGCAGCUUGUUCCCAAAGAGAGCAGGCUCUCGAGGCCUCAAAGAGCCUGCUGACCUGCAAUGCCCGCAUUCUGGCCUUGCUCAGCCAACUCCAGAAGAUGAGGAAGGCUCAGAUCCUGCAGAGAGUGGGACGCAGCUCAUCUGAAGAUAUGGUGCCAUGUACGGGGAAAGUCGCCCUUUCAGACCUACGAAUCCCGCUCAUGUGGAAGGACUCGGAGUAUUUCAAAAACAAAGGCGAGCUGCAGCGCUGUGCCGUGUUCUGCCUGCUUCACUGUGGCACAGAGAUCUAUGACACAGAUCUGGUGAUGGUGGACAGGACUUUAACCGACGUCUGCUUUGAAGACACGUUCAUAUUCAGUGAGGUAGAGCCAGGCUUUGAGCUUCGUGUGGAGCUGUACAGCAGUUGUGUGGUGGAGGAUUUCUCCCCGGUGACCGUGGGAACCAGGAGAGCGAGUCGUCUGGGAGGCUACCAGGGAUGCUCCUCUGGGAAAAAGAUCCGUGCUGCCUUUGAGUCUGCGGCUGUUUGUGGAUCCGUGUCCAGUGGAGAAGACGCGGGUUCUGGAAGUGUGUCCCCACCUGUUGUGUCAACACUGGGGUCAAAAUAUAACCUGCUGGCUCAUACAACACUGAGAAUUGAGCAUGUACAGGAAAGUUUCAAGACACAUGAUUUAUCAUUGGCAACAGCGGAGGACAAUCCAUUCUGGUUGCCUUUGUAUGGAAAUAUAUGUUGUCGCUUGGUUGCCCAGCCUCUGUGCCUGACUCACCCGGUCCUAAGUGGUCAACUCACGGUCCAGCUGGAGGAGAACCUUAAUUGCUGGGAGAAUGUCCACGGCGUCCUCAGGGGCCAAAGUCUUCUCUGCUAUAAGAGUCAAGAGGACCUGGAGUCCGAGGACGCGCCUGUACUUGUAAUCCCCAUCAAAAAGGAUACUGUCGUCUGUGCUUUGGAGGGUGAUGCUGUCCAGAGAAUACUCAUCGCUGCACAGUGUCUGCGAGAGGAUGCGUCGUACACACUGAUCCCGCACCUACCUGAGGAGGCACAGCGCUGGAUUGAGGCCCUCUGGCAGCACAUCUAUAACAUAAGCCAGUGGAAGCAGUGUUGUCACCACCUGAUGAAGAUUGAAAUGCCGAGCCCCAGGAAAUGCACAGCAGUGAAGCAGGGAUCGCUAUACCAUGAAAUAGUUAUUGAUGACCCUUCCACGGUUGCACUGGAGUGUGAGAACCUUUUCCAUGUGGUUACGAUGCCUGGGUUAGGAAACGAGCACGGGCACGAUAAAUGGUGCCGUUUCAAAAAUCUGCAGAGGAAACGUUCUGUAACAUCAGUUAUUUUUCACUGUUAACUGUUCAUAGCCAUGCAUCCCCUAGUAUGUGUUUAAAAGACGAAUGAAAUGAAGAUGAAUAUCUAACAAAAACCCAUAGCAUGUACACUGUAAUAUCCAAAUGAUUCAGCUCUACUACCUUUAUAGAGAUGUGAUUUUCACCAUGAUGUGAUUGUGUGCCCGACACACAAGAACCCAAAGUUUCACGCGACUGAUUAAAUUACCAAAAUAAACAACAUGAUUUGAAAUUUGCCAACAGA